UUUAUCAAUGAGCAUCGUCUUCACGUGCUGGGAUUGUCCCGCUGCACCUGCGAGGCGACAGCUGGAGAUCCCGCAGAGAAAGUGCUCACUCUCAGGUUGUGCUGAUGGAGCCCUCUGAGCAGAAGCAGAAGUGCUUUGAUCCAUGGCGUGACUACCUGGGCCUCGCAGACCUGGUCACAGCCAUGCGGACAGCCAACUCGAGAGUUCCAGAAGUUCCCUCCGAGCAAGCUUCUGGGUUUGGUUGGAACGAUUGGCCACCAUCACCAGUCUCUCCACCUUCGUUAUCCUCAUCACCAUCUUCAUCCUCGGGGCAUAGUGGCAUCAUUGAAUGGCAAGUCUCUUCAGUUCACUUUUCACAUCGUGUGAGCCAUGAGCAUCAAGCAUCACCACCAAUCAGAGAGUUGACGUCACCUGGAAGUGUUUCCUAUUCCUACUGGAUGUCAUCGCCAGUCAGACAGGAGAAGCGAACUUCAGCCAACAACUCAAGACCAUCGGAUAAAUUUUUCUACUGGGUGUCAUCCCCAGCCAGACGGAGGAAGCAUGUGGUCAGUAACUGCUCGACACCACCCAGUAGCGUUUCAUCUUCCUGUCCAGAGGAGAAACAGCCCCAGCAGCAGCAGUGUGGCUUCUGCAAGCAUAAUGGUGAGUCAGAGAGUGUGUUCACCUCCCACCGGCUCAAGGAUCACAGCGGUUCAGUCAUCUGCCCUUAUUUAAGCCGCUACAUGUGUCCAGAGUGUGGUGCCACAGGAGCGCAUGCCCACACCCUCCGCUUCUGCCCCCUGGUGGACAGCACGUACAGCUCAGUGUACAACAAAUCAGGGGGACAAGACAAAAAAAGGCAAAAAUGAAAAGAAAAUCACGUGAGCAGGUGGGAGUUUUGCAAAGUGGUGGUGUUUUACAGAGCUGGAUUUUUACUGCAGUUGGAUAAUUUAGGCCCAAAGUUGGAGACUGUCCAAUGGGAAUGUCCCUCAGCUUGGGCAGGCUUGGCUUUAAGCUGAAGUCAUCUGGCUGACCCGAGAAAUCCUGCUUUGUGAAAGAUCCCCAGCAGGGUAUUUCACAAGAGGAAGGGGGAAUUCUCAGUUUAACGUAAACUGAUAACGUAACUGAUAACAGAUAACGUAAGCCUAAACUCAAGCCUGUCCAAAAAACAGAAGAGCUGAGGGACAGUCCUUACCAUUAGGCUUACCUGUCUAAUUUAGAAAUGUGAAAUAAACCCCAGAACAAGAAUCCUGUAUAGUUAAAACAAGAACAUGACCAGGAAAAGACAAAAGGAAAAACAAAAAUAGUGACCAGGAGGGAAAAGAAAGAACAUGUGUCCAUAGUUCAAAAUAACAUGACUUUUCCCUUCAUGUAAAGCUCCCCAGUAGCUGGCUGUAGGGGAAAGUGCUUUUUUACCUUUGUUCACUCUGAUUUGGUUUGCAACAAGAAGGUGAUGUGACAUUGACACCUUACUGCUACUUUUAAUCUAAAGAUUAUGCUAUAGUGCUUUUACGUUUUUCCUUUUUCCACAAGAAAACAUCUCACUGAAGAAAAUACAGUUUGCUUGAUUCAAAUGUGAUCUUGUAACAUAAUGAACCUCUUUAAACGCAAGCGGUGGCCGAAUUUGGAAUAAAGUGAGCGCAAAAAAACUUACAUUUAUCACAAGUAGGAAAUAUACUGGAACAGCAUAUCAUUAUUUUUAAGUUUGAUAACUUUUUGGCAGUAAUUAUGUUGGUCAUGUGCAAACAUUUGGGUCAAGUUCCAUGUUUUGUUGAUUUAAGUGAAAAUAAGUGAACACAUCGUCUACAGAGAACACACUACUGCGUUUUUUUAAAAAUACAAAGUUAGAGAAUGUAACACAUUUGAGGGAAAAAAAUAAAAUAUUAAAGGUGGCUUGUGCAAAAAAUGGCAAAUUUUUAUUAAGCUCAGCAAGUAAAUAGAAGUUGUACUGUAAAAUUCACUUAUUUUCAAUGAAACAUAAUUUGACUGAGGUGUUAAAACUAGCAUCCAACUCUUAUUUUAUAUAUAAGAACUUAUGUUGCUUGUAACAUUUGAAUGCAGUAUUUCUGUUUUCGGUGUAUAACGUUACUUUUUGUGUUUUGAAAUUUAGUCGUAAUAUUGUUUAUUGUUGUUUUAAGUGUUUAUAGAGCUGCAAAGGCCGUGCUGUAAAGACGUGGAAAGGCCUGUGGAUUCCAGUUUGUGUUAGAACUGCAUGCGCUUGGUUAUACUCACUCGUGUGCACUUUGUGGUGAUCAUUUGUGGAUUUUUGCAUUUGUUUAUGUGCCGUUUCACUCGUGUGCAUGUUUUUAGUAGCUUAAGUUGUUUGAAGCCCAUUGACAACAAACUUGUAUUCACAGGUUCGAAUCUGCGUCAGUUCAGUAUGAAUGUUAUCAUUUUUAUCAUUUAGUUGAGAAGCUCAUAUUCAGCAUUCGCUUUAAUGUUAAAUAUCAGCAGCAGAUGAAGGACGGCUCUUAAGUUCUUUCUGAUUGAACUGCUUGUGUUUGAUGGAAAAAUAACUUUUUAAAUGUUUUUAUUCUCUUAAAACGACAUUGCCUUAUUUUAAGAUGUGUGUUGACGUAUCUGCUUAGCUUUACGUGCCUUUCUAGUGUGACUUUAAGCACUUUUGGGUUUGUUUGCAUGUACAAAUACUUUGAAUAUCUAAUAAUGUGUUACGUAAUGAC
Molecule: messenger RNA, 2660 nt
Organism: Pygocentrus nattereri (red-bellied piranha)
Lineage: Eukaryota; Metazoa; Chordata; Actinopteri; Characiformes; Serrasalmidae
Gene: nanos3
Product: nanos homolog 3
Exons: 2
Coding region: 105-848 (247 amino acids)
Biological process (GO): negative regulation of translation; oogenesis
Cellular component (GO): perinuclear region of cytoplasm
Molecular function (GO): mRNA binding; zinc ion binding
Source: RefSeq, a predicted model, not a curated record